Messenger RNA from Sinocyclocheilus rhinocerous, 1335 nucleotides. RefSeq names its product tumor necrosis factor, alpha-induced protein 8-like 3 (gene tnfaip8l3). Bases 233 to 841 code for a protein of 202 amino acids. The record is from RefSeq and is a predicted model, not a curated record. Gene Ontology annotation, biological process: regulation of apoptotic process. Lineage: Eukaryota; Metazoa; Chordata; Actinopteri; Cypriniformes; Cyprinidae. Gene Ontology annotation, cellular component: cytoplasm. The transcript is spliced from 3 exons.
GAAAGUGGAAGCAAGAGAGUGUCAGUGAAAGAAAGCAGUCUGACUGCACAGAAAAGGUGCUCGGCAAACAGCGCACACUCAUUGAGUCAGUGAUAUUCUGAACACGGAGAGCUGGUGCAUUUGAGCUCAAGAAAACAGUUUUCAGUGCAGAGAGACAGCACAGAGACAGAGAAACAGAGGAAGUGGAGUGAAAAGAGAAGAGGAGAGGAGAGGAGAGGUUCUUCGUGGAGAGAUGGACUCAGAUUCUGGGGAUCAGAGUGAAGGAGAGCUCUCUCCAGGGCAAGAGAGCUUCAACUCCAAGAGUUUGGCCCUUCAGGCCCAAAAGAAGAUCUUGAGUAAAAUGGCCACCAUGGCCGUGGCAAAUCUCCUCACAGAUGAUACCAGCAGCGAGAUUCUGGACGAACUCUACAAGGCCAGUCGUGAAUACACCAAAAGCAAGAAGGAAGCUCACAAGAUCAUCAAAGAUGUCAUCAAGAUUGCCCUGAAGAUUGGCAUUCUCUACCGAAACCACCAAUUCAGUCCUGACGAGAUGGAGACCGUCGAACGCUUCAAAAAGAAGAUGAACCAGGCGGCCAUGACGGUGGUGAGCUUUUACGAGGUGGAGUACACAUUCGACCGUGGCAUUCUUUCCGAGCUGCUGAUGGAAUGUAGGGACCUUCUCCAUGAGCUGGUGGAGCACCACUUGACCGCACGCUCCCACGCGCGGAUCGACCAUGUGUUCAACCAUUUCGCAGAUGUGAAUUUCCUGACCAAGCUGUACGGCCCAUCUGAAGAGUACAGACUUAACCUGAGGAAGAUCUGCGAUGGGAUAAACAAACUCCUAGAUGAAGGCACACUUUAACCUCCAGUUCACGGUUCGUCGGAUGAGACUUCAUCAGGCUACUGGGAUUUGAAUGGCGGGAUUUUACGCAACUUGUGUUCUUUGGCUUUUGUUUGAAAUUUAGGCUGUCAUGAUAACUUAAUGAUGUGAUUGUAACCCAACCUGUAGGGAUGGUCAACCAAAUGCAGAUUAAAGUCAAAUCCUGGUCUGUAUUGUCAACGUACCAGAUGAUUGUUUGGGGAAAAUCCAUUUAAGUGGAGAACCUGAAUGAAUCGGUGUCCCGAAAACCUGUCCUUUGUGUGCAAUUGCAGGAACGUCUUAAAUUACGAGCUCCUUUAUUUGCACUGUAUGAAAUCUGACCUACCUAUUCUUUAAGAAUGGCCUAGCAAUGCAACCCUAUAGCUUUCUUCUGUACUUCCAUAAGAACCAGUUAAGAUGUCCAGUUAAUCUACUCAAAAGUUAAAGGGAUAUAGUUCAUCCCAAAAUGAACAUUCUAUAGUCAACUUCAUGAUGUU